AUGCAAAACGAACACGGCCAGGGUAUGUCCCACGCCACCGGCGGCUCCAAGGUGCCCCAGCGCGCCCAGGAGAAAGUCCCCCAGGGUCUUGAGGAGUCCCUGCCGAACAAGGUCCACGACACCGGCUCCGGCACCGGCCGCAAGACUCACGCCCUGAACGACGGCGAGGACUCGAUCGUCCCCAAGGGUCUGCAGAAGGCUGUCCCUGAGGGCCUGGAGCGCGCCUUGCCGAACAAGAUCCACAACACUGGUGAUGAAUAG
Messenger RNA from Aspergillus mulundensis, 261 nucleotides. RefSeq lists its product as uncharacterized. Bases 1 to 261 code for a protein of 86 amino acids. The transcript has 2 exons. The record is from RefSeq and is a predicted model, not a curated record. NCBI's taxonomy places the organism in Eukaryota, Fungi, Ascomycota, Eurotiomycetes, Eurotiales, Aspergillaceae.